Molecule: messenger RNA, 1248 nt
Organism: Parasteatoda tepidariorum (common house spider)
Lineage: Eukaryota; Metazoa; Arthropoda; Arachnida; Araneae; Theridiidae
Cellular component (GO): plasma membrane
Molecular function (GO): protein binding
Source: RefSeq, a predicted model, not a curated record
AGAUUUUUAUCCUAAUACCUUACACUUCAAAACUCCCGAAGACAUUCGAUCCACUGGACGCAAUUCAAACGAUUGAAAUAUGCCUUUUAUCGCAUUAUUCAGUGAAAAUGGAAAACAUGCAAAGCUGCUUAUUAGUUCAUUGCUUUUCGUUGUAAGCAUCACUUUGAUACGAGCAGGAUCAGAUUGUUUAUCAUUUGAAGAGGUUUAUCCGUGUUUUUGCACAAACUACGAAGACAACUCAACAGUAGUCACGUGUCCAAACAUCGAUGAUUCUUUAGAAUUGUCAAAAGUUACUCAAAGUUUAAAAAGUCUUCUAAUUGAUCGUUUUGUGUUGCUAAAUGUUUUUCUGGAAGAAAAAGAUGAAGUUAUACCAUUAUUAAAAGACCAGAAGUUCAAAAUCACAUCUCGUGGAAUGUUCCCUAAAAAAUGGUUAUCAGAACUACGAGUUAGAAACAUCGAAAUACAAAAUGGUAAUUUAAAUGGUUAUUUUUUAGUGGAAGACGCUUUAGAAGGCCAAGCAGAUUUCUUAACUAGUGUUAUUGUCAAGAGUUCAAACCUAAGUGGUCGUUUGUGCUCUGGUUGUCUUCCUAAGUCUGGAACAAUAUCUACAUCUACAAUAGAACUACGACGAACACCGCUUUUAAAACUAAUAGAUUUUUCUUACAAUAAUAUCGAUCUAGCAGAGAGUGCUUCGUUUCCAGCAACGUUAAGAAGUCUGGAUACUUUAAUUUUAUCAAAUAAUCAAAUUAAUAAAAUACAAGAUUACGCGUUUUCAAAUCUUCCUCAAUUACAGCGAGUGGAUCUUUCCAAAAAUGUUUUAACUACAAUAAGCAGAAAGAUUUUCAUAAUGGCUGAUUCUAAGCUGGAAAUCCUGGAUUUAAGCUUUAACUCCAUAAGUUCGCUUCCAGCGGAUUUCUUCCAAGGAAUGAAUGCCUUAAAAGAAGUUAGACUUAAUGACAAUCUCUUAGAGACUUUACCAUCAUCUACAUGGUCUAAAAUACCAUUGUCUGUAGAAAGAGUCGACCUUGGAGGAAACUUUUUGGUUUGCAACUGCUCUAUGAGUUGGAUAACUAGACAAAACCUCUAUGUAAAUAUGGAAUUCCUAGCGAGUUGUGUAUAUCCAAAAAUAGUUGAAUUUCAACAGUUAACUCCUUCGUUAAUAUCUUUUACAAAUUGCAAUGUAAGGGUGUGAAAUAAAGCUAUCAAUGUCCUUUUACUGCCAAUAAAUAUUAAAAGCUAUUUUGCAUA